Molecule: messenger RNA, 4949 nt
Organism: Acanthochromis polyacanthus (spiny chromis)
Lineage: Eukaryota; Metazoa; Chordata; Actinopteri; Pomacentridae
Product: G-protein coupled receptor 26-like
Exons: 3
Coding region: 698-1720 (340 amino acids)
Biological process (GO): adenylate cyclase-activating G protein-coupled receptor signaling pathway
Cellular component (GO): membrane
Molecular function (GO): G protein-coupled receptor activity
Source: RefSeq, a predicted model, not a curated record
AUUCAUUUCAGGAAAAGGAUCUGUUUGCUGGUGUGCACCUGGUGCCAUUGGUCACGGCAGAUGCGUUUCCAGUUAUCCAGAGGCAAAUCCCGGGGUUUCGCUGCUCCUUUCCCACUCUAGACCCACGCUGAUUUCUGGGCAACACGCAGGAAAUUGACUUGUGAAUCGAUUAGUUUAUGCCGGAUGGCUGAUUCGGGUUUGCGCUCAAGUUUACGCAAAGGAAAAUCAACAUCAAUCAAUAGAAGAAAAGGCUCUUAAAUGGCAGAAAUGAUGCGUGGUUUGGGUGUACACGGUGUCUCUGGCUGUGAUGUGACCGCUGCUGGACGUGUUAUGUAAAACUGUCCUUGGUUUCAGUAGACUUGCUGCUCUCCACCCCGGUGCCCCUCAGUCGCUGCGUAAACGGUCCUAGCGGCUGAAAGGCAGGCCACAUGCGCCUUGUUCACUUUGCAAAGCUAAACCGGUGGAGUUGUCGGAUGUUAACGGAUAGCAAUGGGCAUGUUUGAGGAGAGCGGCGGCUGCGGCUGCUCGGUUCAGCACGCUGGAGAGCGCUCCGGGAAAUUGGAGAGGUCGGCGGCGCGGGAUGCUUGAGGGGAUCCGCUGGAGAGGUGAGCGACGGGUGACCAUGCUUCAUCUGAAGCGCUUAAUAACACCAUCUACAGGAGCAGGCUGCCGCAGAGGGGACUUUCCGGAAUAAGACAUGGACUUUGCUGAAAUCAUCUUCGCUUUGUUCAUCGUCGUGGUCGCGGUCGUCUCGCUGCUGUCAAACUUGUUGGUGCUGCUAUGUUUCGUCCACAGCACCGAGAUACGCCGGCAGGUUCCGGGCGUGUUCACCAUGAACUUGUCCUUCUGCAACAUACUCAUCACUGUUCUGAACAUGCCCGCCACUUUAGUGGGGAUCAUCAGGAAGCAGCAGCCCUUUGGAGAUUGCGUUUGCCACACGGUGAGCUUUCUGGAGACUUUCCUGACCGCCAACACCAUGCUGAGUAUGGCGGCUCUCAGCAUAGACCGGUGGAUAGCGGUGGUCUUCCCGCUCAGUUACUCCACUAAGAUGCGCUACAAGGACGCAGUGAUCAUGGUGUGCUACUCCUGGCUGCACUCCUUCACCUUCUCCCUCACGGCUCUGCUCUUCUCCUGGGUCGACUACAGCGACGUUUACGCGUCUUGCACUUUGCAGCCCAACGAGCAAGACAGCGACAGGAUCAAGUUUACAGUCUUCACCAUCGUUUUCCACGUUACUAGUUUCAUGCUGUCCCUUCUCAUCUUGUGUUUCACCUACUUGAAGGUGUUAAAAGUCGCCAGGUUUCACUGCAAGAGGAUUGACAUUAUCACAAUGCAGACUCUUUUUCUGCUGGUCGACAUUCACCCCAGCGUCAAACAAAGAUGUUUAGCUGAGCAAAAGAGGAGAAAGCAGAGAGCCACAAAGAAGAUCAGCAUCUUCAUCGGCUCGUUUAUCGUCUGCUUUGCUCCUUAUGUAAUUACACGGUUGGCUGAGCUUCUUCCCUUUGUGGACAUCAACCGCCACUGGGGAAUCAUCAGUAAGUGCCUGACAUACAGCAAGGCUGCGUCCGACCCCUUUGCCUACUCCCUCCUGCGUCAGCAGUACAGGAAAGUCCUGGUUACUGUCGUCAACAGGCUGCUCCGCCGUGACCUGUACCCUUCAUCUGGCCAUAACAGCUCUUUAGACACCGAGAAUGACUACUGUCUCCAGAGGAUCAGCUAAUGGCAAACACAGGACACGGCAGAUACACACUACAGUCCAAGCCAAAAAUAAAGGUUGCCUCUUGAAAGACAGUGGGAGGAGGAGGUAGAAUUUAGAGCAAGAGACACACAGAGAGAGGACUGGAUAUUGUUAGCGAGGGAAAAGAGAGCAGAAAGAGAGGACACAUGGUGGGUGGAGGGCAAAAAAAAAGGGAAGAUAGUGGGUGGAGAAGAAUGAAAAGACAGUAAUGAAAGGGAGGAUAAAGAGGCUAAAGGGUGAAGAAGACAUGGGCGAGGGAGAGGCAGAUAGAGAGCAGCAGGAACAACGUGAAGAAGUUGGCCUGACAGAUGACAGUAUCGGUAAACAAGGGAGGUGUGAUUCAUCGCCGACAGCAAACCACAAAGAUGCACACACAGAUCAAUUCCACUGAAUCUGUUAGGGUUCAGAUUCAUCUCAAACUGAAAGACCACACAGCUGGAGAUGUGCCCCUCCUCACUUUGACAGAUAUGUAAAAAGUGGCCUUUUGUACUGUACCAACCUCUUUGUAGUUUUGGCACAUCCACAUGAUCUGAUGCAGCCACACCACUGCGACAGAACCUGACAGGCGGUUCAGUGAAGGUUUUCCAGCUUCUGGAUAAUGGAUGUACUCUUAGAUGUGGAUACUCUACUGCUGCACAUUAUUGCCAUGUCCUGUAUUGACCGUGUUAGACUACUUGCAGUGUCAUGUCAGUCACUGAAUAUUAAUGCACUUUGUCUAAUUCUCUCAGAGCUACUGCAGUUACAGGAGCCAAAGGCAACUGACAUUUACACCAUGAUGUUGAAGGGUAAGUCUGGUGAUCGCCUGUAGUUUUUCACAGUCUAAGUUCCGUGAAAUGACCAAAAAAAGUACAAUGUGUUGCCAGCUUUCCCAACUUUGCCUAUUUUUGGAUUUUUUUUUGUCUUUAUUUGAGUAGCAGAAGCUGUCUGAGGGUUAACAAAGCUUGUUAACAAAGCUUGGAAGCUCUAUUUUAUUGCAAACACAACACCAACACCAUUAAGUGGGAUUUUUGGUGAAAGGGUCUAAAUUCACUCUACAGUAGUGGUGUCAAACUCAUUUUAGUUCAGGGGCCACAUUCAGCCUAAUUUGAUCUCAGGUGGGCCGGACUAGUAAAACCAGAGCAUAAUAACCUAGAAAUAAGGACAACUUUUAGUGCAAAAAGAGUACAUUCCACAAUGUUCACAUUUAAUGAGCCAUCUUUAUACAAAAUGAACAAUAUGAAGUUUCUUAAGAAAAAUAAGUGAAAUUUCAACAAUAUUAAGCCUCAGCAUAUCAUUCACACAGUGUAUUUACAAAGACAAAACAUUUUCUCGCACUUAUCUGCAACCGAACAAUACAGUAUUUUACAACUUGCCAAGAUCAAGAAAUGAUUGAAAAUGUACAUUUAUGUCCACAUCUGUGGAGUAAUCCUGACACACCACACAAGCUAAGAGAAAGAAGGUUCGGUUAUCCCACUGCCUUGUAAAUGUAUAACAUUUAUACAUAAAAAAUGCUUAGAAGUUGUGACAAGGGUUCAACCAAACCAAACUCUGUCGGACUGAAGCUGUUCACAUUAUAUCGCACAAUGUUCAAUGUCCUAAAUAUUUUCACAGUAAGGAUUCAUUUAACCAUUCACAUUUUGCAAAGUCGUCCUGCAGGCUGGAUUGGACCCUCUGGAGGGCCGGUUUUAGCCUGCAAGCCGUAUGUUUGACACCCCUGCUUUACAGGCAAUGAUUAAACCACUAACACUCUUUUUGUAUCAAAGUUACAUAUCUGACGCUGGCUUAGAUAAGGCAGUCUCUGCUUCUUUCUUCCCCAACACAUCCUCCACUAGAUGCAGCUCUAAGCGCUGCUCACCUGCAACUCAGCUCAAAAACAGUAAAGCUACUCUGCAUGACACAAUCACAAGCUGUAAAACCAGCGUACUUUAGCCAUAAAAUGAUCCCGAGCAACUGUCAACUAUCCAACACCACAUGUAGGUGGUUUCAUAGAAGGACAGAGGUCUCUUUACCACGUGUUUGCUUAGCCUGCAGAGCUGCUUUGUUUAAUGAACUCUCCUGUGCUUUAAACCAGCAUAUUCUCAAUGCCAGGAGGCAGGAGGCUUUGGACUUCCAAACCAUAAAGAUGCUUCAGAAAUUCUUAACACAUGUACAUCAAAAAAUUGCUUUUUAAAAAUCUGUAACUGUCCUCACAUGUGGACAUCAGUUUGUUUUUGUUUUUAAAAAAAAAGCUUAUUGUACAAAAAAAUAAUAAUCCAUCCAUCCAUUAUCUACACAAUACUUAACUCUCACUGGGGUCAUGGGGGGUUGACUGAGGGUAAAGGCCCUGGACAGGUCACCACUCUAUCACAGGGUUAUAUAGAGACAAACAAUCACACUCACAUUCACACCUACGGACAAUUUACAGCUACCAAUUAACCUCAGUAUAUUUUUGGACUGCGGGAGGAAAAGCCUACGCAUGCAUAGGGAGAACAUGCAAACUCCAAGCAGAAAGAUCGCAGGCCCAGAGCCAGAGAUCUUGUAGCUGCCACUUUCAAAUCUCCCUCUUUGUCCUGGAACUGUGGCCGCAAACAAAACGAAACACCACAAAAUAUAAACUCUAUGAACUCCCGUGUAACUUUAAUAAUAUGAAAGCACACCAUGGUAUAAAAAAUUUAGUGAAUACAAAUCGGAAUGAUCACAGACAGUAUUUGUUGGUCUGUAACCAGAAUCCUUUGAUUGUCGGGUUUGGUCUUUUCAUGGGUUUUGUUCACAACAUUUGAACACAGCGUACCACCAGACUCACCCUUUAAAGUGCGAUUGAAUGUACUAGAUAGCCCACUUUUAUCUGAAAUGCAUUUGUACAAACGUGUCUUUUUUUUUCUCGUUUUGUUUUUGCCAGUUGACUGGAAAAAUAUUUCUAUAGACAUUUACACAAUCUGAGUCUAUAUUUUGCACUGUAAAGUAACAACGUUUUGUCUAGAUGAUUGGGCAGCAAUGUGACGUAGCAUAGGACUGGUUUUAAAGUGCUUUAAAACUAAAACACACUCCUUUGUGUUUGUGCCAGGUUUGAUAUGUGACUUUUUCAGCUGUUCUAUACCUAAACCAGAAGAGCUGCUUUAUUAUUAAAAAAUCUAUUUAUUUUGAUGUAUUUUACUCACAUGUAUUUUUCCUCCUGAAGCCACUUGCUGUUUUUUGACAGUGUGAUUAGCUGUUAGUGGUACAUGUGCAAUAAAAGCUGUCAAUUGUAAAGCCA